AUAAUUUAAUAUUCAGAUAGAUAUGGGUGUGCAUUUCUCACCUAAUUUUCAAUUAGAUCCUCACGCCAAAUGCCAGACUCAGGCUCAGUCGUCAUACCCAUUUCUCACGCGCUUGUUGCUGUAAAUAUCCACAGUUCAUUUAUAGUCUAGGAACAGGGAAAGCACGUCUUGCGGUGGAAACUGAAAAAAUAAAUCCCAAUAUUAAUCAAUUCCAUAUAAUUUAACAAUUUUUAAGCAAUACCAUCAACUAAUCAUUAUUUUUCAAUCAGUCGAUCACACGAAUAUAUUAAAAAGAGUGCUUACAUUUGGUGCAUCGACUGAGUGGGUGGAGCACCGUCCACGUAGGUAUAUUUCUUGACGAGACUUUAUUUAACCGGAUCCACUUAUCUUCGAAGGUUCACUCCUUAAAUAGUUUAUAUUAGAUUUAAAUUCACUUUAAAUCAUCGUUUAACACACCUGUUAUCGUUCUGAUCAGAGCUCACUAGAUCAGGAGGGUAUUUGUUUCCUGGUUUGAGAAUAUUCGGCUCUCACCCCAGGUUUAGCAUACACCUCUUCAGCUCCAAACUAACAGGUUGUCAACUCCCGGGUUGAGAACAACAAUCUCCCCUCAAUAUCAACACUCUCCUUCAAGUCCUGAAUACGUUAGAGUAGAGAAUAGUCAAGAUUGCGAGUACCGUGUACAGCAACGGUACAGCAGUAUACGAGAUAUAACACACCUGUGAAUAACUCAUUACUGCAAUAACAGGACAGCUUCAUGAUCACAGGUCCAGAGAGCACAGCGUCUCCUUCUUAUCCAGGUUAAACCAGGAUUAUAUAGUACCAGUACAAUCUUCUUCCGUCGAGGUACAGGUACAGCAGUAGCUCCAGAACUACCGUUUGUAGUACAGUCUUCUUGUACAAGUGUCAGAACAACACCUGUCUUCCUUCUCUCAAACCAGUCAGCUAGGGUCAGGAUGCAACGAUAUUGUCCUCAGCUCCUGAACAGGGGUAUAUAUUGUCGAUGCACCGGGGAGGGAUGAGAUCAGGGUACAACAACGUGUACACUGUUCCCAUGUACAAGUAAUACAGUACGUUAAGGAAUGUACAGUAUUAUAAUAUUUCUCAAACCUUUUGUUUAUAUCGUAGAGAAUUUAUUCGGAUUUGCAUUCAAACAUGACCAUAUUGUUUGGUCUGAAAAAAGGCUUCUAAUUAAAUAUUUUUAAUGAAUGUUUCUGAGUAAAUAUGUUUAUAUACAUACAUGGUUACAGUUUUAAGAUUGAUGGUAUUGCACGUGCUUCCUUUUAUAUAUAUAUAUAUAUUUUUUAAUUCUUUUUACCUUAAUUUUUUAGAUAAAACUUUCAGUUAUAAAAUAAAAUUAGGCUAAAUAUGCUUUCAAUCAACAGGGUAAAAUGUUCGUUGAACAUGGCUAAAUAUGGGCUAAAAUUAGGGUUAAAUAGAAAAUACUUCAUAUCUUCUGCAGCUUGAAGAUGAAGAUUGAUGAUUAGGUGUGGAUCCAGCUCUUGUUGCAGUUCAAGGUUUAUGUGAGCACAUGGUUCGUCACUUCCUAAAUAGGGCUUUAGAUAUAGGUUUUACAAUGGGGUCUUUGUUGAUGGCCUUGGAAAAGUCCUAUGUUUUCUGGUUGCACAGUUUACAAUUUGAGCCAGACCAAUUUAUUGUAAUUUCUUCUGGGAAAAAUAUAAUUAAAUAUUUAUUUAUUUUUGCUCCAAAUUGUGAAUAAAAUAUUUUUUGACUGGGUUCUGACGUUCGAUUUUUUAUGUUGAACCCUAAUUAUGUUAGAACCAGGAUACAUAAAAGGCUCUUAUUAAAUCUUAUUUUGCGGAUGUAUUCUUAAUCAUCAUUAUCUUGAUAUUUUCUCCAAGAAUAUAUUAGUGUUCACUGUGUAGCUCCGAAAAAGUGUAAAGAAAAAAUAAAUUCUUUACAGAAAAUUGUUUAAAGGUUUUCUAUCCUGCUGUUUAAUUAAAAAUUAGUUUUAGUAAAACUAAAAUGUUGUCAGAGUUCGAAGGAAAUAAAUACCUUUUGAUGAUGAUUGUAAAUUGUAAAACUAAGAUAAAAAGGAAAUGUUUUUUGAUUAAUUAUUCAUUUCAGAGAAAUGUUUUCCACUAAAAGAUCCAGUGAAACAACGCAGAAUUUAUUCAAGGAGAAAUACCAGACCUUCAUCGAAUUUGAAAGUUUCAGUUUCUCGGAAAAUUAUUGGAAAUUCACAGAGUUUCUUGCAGAGUGGCAAUCAAGAUUGAAAACCUGUCAAGAAAUAGGCCUAGAGUAUACCGAUCUACUUCUCGCUCUCAAAUUAAUAAAAAGUUUGAGCAUCAGCGAGGAAGCGCAAGAUUUCGUGUUUGCCGCGCUACGAGCUCAGACUGAUCCUCUAGAUGAUAUUCUCCUGCAGACCAUGGUCUGCUUAACAGGGUUGUACGGCAAAAGUGAAAACACGGAACUAGAAAUUAAAGUAGAAAGCUUUGAGGAAGCAAAUGCCAAUGAAGAUUUAAAGUCAACGAACCUAACUUUGAAUACUGAGAGACUGUCAUUUGGCGACAAUGACUAUGAAGAUAUGGUUUUAGAACAAGAAUACGAUGAAUAUAGUGAAUGCAAUACAGACCUUGAAACCACCCUACCCUCACAAAAUAAAGUAAAAUGUGAAGAUAAAAACCUUCUGGACAAUUACAGAAAGACUCGGGAAGGAGAAAAGUCUAAAAUCGAUGAAACUCCUCUGGAAAGUUUUCAAUGUUCUUUGUGCUUUAAAAUAGUUGAAAGUAAAUUUAAGCUAACAAGACAUGUAAGAUGGGUUCAUAAGAAAAACCUAAAAUGUGACAAGUGUGAUAAAUUAUUUUACAAUAAAAUACAUUUGAAUAAACAUUUAGAGGUACAUAGAAGAAGGGAACUGUCGGGAAGAGGGGAGCUUCCGAAAGAUUUAAAAGAUCUCCAAUGUGAAAAGUGUGGAAAUCAUUCAGAAACAGCGAGAAAGUUUAGACAGCAUAUGAGAACUCACUAUCAGUUUUCUUGCAGUGAUUGUAAUUGUAGACCUUUUUUGACCCAGGAUAAUUUACAGAAGCAUAUUGAGCAGCAUAAACAUAUUCCCUGUGACAUUUGCGGAAAAGUGUUCACACAACAGAGUAGGUUGACAGAACAUAUGAAAACUGCAAGUCAUGGAGCAGAUAAAAGCUUAGCUUGUGAUAUUUGUGGGAAAGUUUUCUACAACAAUUCAAAUUUAUUGAGCCAUCAGAAGAUUCACAGUGAGAGGAAGCAUGUGUGCCAAGUGGAGGGUUGUGAUAAAGCUUUUAUCAGGAACAGUUUACUCAAUAGACACAUGAUAACUCAUACAGGUGAAAAAUCAUUUAAAUGUGAGGUAUGUGGAAAGAUGUUUGGAACAAAGUAUAGAUUGAAGGAGCACAAGGAGCGACAUGCUGGCCUAAAAAAGCAUCCAUGCACUAUUUGUGAAAAAGCAUUUUUUAACAAAGACAAACUAAAUAGACACAUGAGAAUUCACACUGGAGAGCGUCCCUUUCAAUGUGAUAAAUGUCCUAAAUCGUUUAUUCAGAGUAAAGAUUUAAAAAAGCAUAUUUCUUCUCAUGAUAAGGUGGAGAAGUACAGAUAUCUGUGGAACCUAUUUCAAGAGUUUGAGAACUUUGCCUUUAACGAGGCGAUGAGCUCCUUCAGUCAGCAUGUUGCAGAGUGGAAGAGAAGGCGGGAAGAACUUGAUGAUCUGGGUAUCCACUAUGAUAACCGCGUGCUAGCGUUCAAAUUACUGAAAAGCUUAAACCUGAGCACUGAAGCACUGCUAGCUGUGUUUGCUGGGCUGAAGCUGGAUAGUCAGGAUUUACAUCCCAUCAAAGAGGAAGUGAAUAUCGAGGAGAAUGAUGAAGAAUUCAAAACAAGAAUUGGCUCAGAAUCUGCUUGUAAUAUCUGCCCCAAGAAGUUUGACUCUAACGACGAUUUGACGAAUCACAUGAAAACUGCACACAAGAAACUGAACAAAUGUGAACAACUGGAUACACACAUAGAGAAUCAUAAGAAGUACCCAUGUGAUCAGUGUGACAAAAAAAGCCAACACGAGAAGAAACGGUAUGUGUGUCCUGUCGAGGGCUGCAGUAAGGAGUUUGUUAUUAAGAGUUUACUUGACAAACAUAAUCUUACACACACAGGGGAGAAAGCAUUUGAAUGUGAAGAGUGUGGGAAAUGUUAUGCAACUAAAUAUAAACUAGGAGAACACAAGAGAGGGUUCCACUUGAAAGAGAAGAGACAUCAGUGUCCAUCGUGUGAAAAAGGAUUCUUUCAAAAAGAGAAACUAACGAGACACAUGAGAAUCCAUACCGGAGAACGACCCUACCAAUGUGACGUGUGUAACAAAACCUUCGUGCAAUCCAAAGACUGGAAAAUUCAUGUGAAAAAACAUUAAGUAGACUUUAUAAGGGCAUUUUAGCCUUGUUUUAGUGGUUGGCUCAAAAUAUGAAAUUGGGUAUUUUGUAUUUGUGUACACUGUACAUUGUACAUGCAAAAGAAACGUCAUAGGUUUUUUUUGUUAUUUGUAGAUUGUACAAUUUUGUUUAAACAUUGUAUAACAUACGUAAUAUUCUUGUAAUUAUGUUGCAUUUCAAUAAAUAAAAUAAACUAGAACUUCACAA
This is a messenger RNA of Eurytemora carolleeae, 4616 nucleotides long. Its product is annotated as zinc finger protein 431. Gene Ontology annotation, biological process: regulation of DNA-templated transcription. Gene Ontology annotation, molecular function: DNA-binding transcription factor activity, RNA polymerase II-specific; RNA polymerase II cis-regulatory region sequence-specific DNA binding. The transcript is spliced from 16 exons. The record is from RefSeq and is a predicted model, not a curated record. The coding region runs from base 2090 to 4390 and encodes 766 amino acids. NCBI's taxonomy places the organism in Eukaryota, Metazoa, Arthropoda, Copepoda, Calanoida, Temoridae.